Messenger RNA from Pyricularia oryzae 70-15, 498 nucleotides. RefSeq lists its product as uncharacterized. The transcript is spliced from 7 exons. The coding region runs from base 1 to 498 and encodes 165 amino acids. Lineage: Eukaryota; Fungi; Ascomycota; Sordariomycetes; Magnaporthales; Pyriculariaceae. The record is from RefSeq and is a predicted model, not a curated record.
AUGUCUCUGCCCAGUGAGGAAUUGGCAGAUUGGCACACACGCACACACCGGACACGCUUCCAGACUCAUUCGCACAGCUCACGCAACCAAGUGAACGGUCAAGGAGGUGGUCUUGGUGGUGCACUGGGUUGUGACCGUCGCACCAGCUUCGGGCGGCUAGGCUCUUGCCGUAAUGUGCCCCCGAGGUUCACCCCGAACGGAACCGGGGCCGCAUUCUGCGGAGCAAUUAGAACUAGACCAGGUCUAGGUCUGCUUGCUGUUGUUGUACUGUGGUACGAAUACCUCCCCGGAGAUUUUAGCGAUUGGAUUGUGUUAGCUUGUAGUAGGUACGGUACGUUACUGUAUGGUAGCUUCAAGGUAAGUGGGAGGAAGGUAAGGUACGGCAAGGGACGCAAUGCUACAUACUUUGGUCUAGACUAUGCUGGACAGGGAUACAAGACUGAGGAAGAAAAGAAGGGGAAAUGGAAGCGAACGAGACGAAACUUGAAAGGAGAAUGA